This is a messenger RNA of Hyla sarda, 1830 nucleotides long. RefSeq names its product transmembrane protein 38A (gene TMEM38A). Gene Ontology annotation, cellular component: membrane. The coding region runs from base 194 to 1087 and encodes 297 amino acids. Gene Ontology annotation, molecular function: potassium channel activity; identical protein binding. The transcript has 6 exons. Gene Ontology annotation, biological process: potassium ion transmembrane transport. Lineage: Eukaryota; Metazoa; Chordata; Amphibia; Anura; Hylidae. The record is from RefSeq and is a predicted model, not a curated record.
GAGGGGCUUUUUGCAGUCAGCUAAAUAUAGUCCUCACAACGGUGGUUUAUUUUAGCAUUAGUGGAGGUGGGAGAGGGGACCCCACACAAACUGACUGUCAUUCCCCUGCACCCCUCCCCUUACAUCCCCUGUACAGUCAGUGCAGCCUGUUGUCACUCUCUGCAAAGACAGCGUGGGAAGCUGAGCCACCACAAUGGAGCUGCUGUCAUCUCUUAGCCUGGACGACCUGGCUGUAUCUUUCUCCAAACUACCUGUCUUCCCCCUCUUUGAUGUGGCUUAUUAUAUCAUCUCCAUCCUUUAUCUCAAGUAUGAGCCAGGUGCUGUGGCCCUCUCUAGACGCAGUCCUGUAGCCUCCUGGUUGUGUGCCAUGCUGUACUGCUUUGGUAGUUACAUACUGGCAGAUGUCUUGCUUGGAGACUCUCCCAUCCAUUAUUUCAGUAAUAAUGCCAAUAUACUUCUUGCUUCUGCAGUCUGGUACCUCGUGUUUUUCUGCCCUCUGAAUAUCUUCUACAAGUGUGUGAGCUUUCUACCUGUAAAACUUGUUCUUGUUGGCAUGAAAGAGGUAGUCCGUGUAAGGAAAAUUGCCAUCGGAAUUCACCAUGCCCAUCACCACUACCAUCACGGUUGGGUCAUCAUGGUACUCAUUGGAUGGGUAAAAGGUUCUGGUGUAGCACUGAUGUCUAAUGUGGAACAGCUUUUGCGUGGUAUUUGGAAGCCGGAGACCAAUGAAAUUCUUCACAUGUCUUUCCCAACCAAGGCCAGUUUGUAUGGUGCCAUCUUGUUCACUCUACAGCAAUCCCACUGGUUACCUAUUUCCAAAGCAUACCUCAUCUUUUUCUUUACUCUCUUUAUGGCUACUUGCAAGAUCUACAUGACAGCAACUCACUCUCAUGGGUCACCUUUUGCUCUUCUGGAGAACCUCAUCUGUCCUAUCCUUUUUGGCACUGCAAAUGGUGACCAUAAUGGCCACGGAGAACACCAACAUCAUCACCACCAGGAUGACCAUGAGGUGUCUCACUCAAGUGCAAAAUCCAAAGAAGAGCUAAAUGAGGGCACUCGCAAGAGAAAAGUGAAAAAGGCCGAGUGAAAUGGUCAUGAAGACUAAAAAUCUAUGUGUUUAAAGAAGUCAUAAUGCAGAACCUCAGCCUUUUAUUUCGGGUUUCUUUUUAGUUUAGUCAGAAUGGGCAUUCUGCAAGCUGGAAACUGGAUAACUAUUUAUUACACCAGUAGAAAGAUACAAGAACAUUUUCUUCGUAUAUCAUUCAUCGUGUAUCAGUUUAGCCACUUUGAAGUGUGAGAUUGGAAGCUGAAUACAAAACAAAAGGAUCCCAUUCCUCAUGAUAGUAACUUCUAAUUGUUUUUAAGUCUGUUAUUCUAAUGUUUAGCAAAUUCCAUCAGAUAUUUCUCUUAUUUAAUGUUCAGAUCAUUGAAUACAUUAACAUUUCUUUCUUUUUUCUAAAAAUCUCUUAUAACACUUUCAGUAUGUCAUAACUUGUAGAUUGAAACAUCUUCCCAUCCUUUUUAUAUUUUAUGCUUUCAAAGAUUCUAUUUUGUGAAAAAGAAGACAGAAGAAUUUGUUAUAUUUAUUAAACUACCAAUUUAAAGGCAGACUAUUAUUUGUAAAUGUAGAUUUUUAACUUAACAGUUUUUCAUAAAUCAUAUGUGAAUUUGAAUAAGUCUUCAUAGCUCUACUGACAAAGAAACAUAGUAAGUGAAGACAUAUGUAUACAUUUUGGUCUGUUAAGUUAAUUAUUCAAACUUUUGUAAAUGUCCAAUAUUUCCUGGCGCAAAACAAUUAAAGACGUUUUAAACGGUCUCUAAUUUCAAACA